UCAGAAAAAAAAAAUCAAGUGGGUAAGCGGCCAAAUCUAUCUCUCUCAUUCAAACCCUAGAAGGAAGGAAGAAUUGUUGUUGAAUUUAAUCUUUAAAGAAAGAAAUUGGUAUAUAUAAAGUCAUGAAAAGGUGAAAGGUGGUGGGGGACAAUAAAGAUGGAAAAAGUAGUAAGAAUUGUUGUUCAUAUUAAUAAAUCAAUCUUCUCAGAGGGCCUCAAGGAACGAAACCAAUUCAAAGUUUCUUCCUUUUAAGUUUUAAUUAACCAUUAAAACUCAUAUAAUUCUCUCUCUUUUUCUUUCUCUUUUCUCCCUCUCUUAAAUAAAGUUGGUAAGAAGAAAUGAGUCAUGUAGAAGGAUGCCAUGUCAGAGAAAGGUUUAUCUAAAGAGAGGGAGGAUCAGGAUAUUUUGUUUUGUGUAGAAUCGAUCAACCAACAUGGAGCAGCUUUCUGGAAAGGGUUUUUGGAAAUCCAGUGGAAUUUUUUAUAGUUAAGGGUUUGAUAGUAAUGCUGGGAACAUAUGGGGAGAAAAGGGAGUUGGUUUUCUGCAAUCAAGAAGGUUUUUACAUCCAACUCCAAAGACAAGUUACACAAUGACAUCGAAAAGAAAACUCCUGAUGAAAAGAAGAAGGGGCGAGUGAAAUCAAGAAAUGGAGAAAAUAGAUCUUUCAUUCCUCUCUUUAGAGAGCCAAGUAGCAUUGAGAAAAUCUUGGGCGAAGUUGAUCAAUUAUUGUAUAUCGGACAUCCUACACCUGUCCACCAACCACAACCACCACCGCCACCGCCACCGGAAUCUAUACAUUCCGUCAGGCCGCCCUCUCCAAGGGUCGGUGGCUCUUAUCGAGCCGCCUCUCCUAGGGCGGCUUCCCCACGAAACUCCCCUCCUAGGGCGGCUCAUCGUCGGACAGAAAUUGCGUAUAGACCAGAGCCAACCGUAAGACAACACCAUCUUUCAGCUACCAUAAUCCAAGCUGCCUAUAGAGGUUAUAUGGCAAGGAGGAGUUUUCGAGCUUUGAGGGGUCUAGUGAGGCUACAAGGAGUGAUAAGAGGCCAAAACGUGAAGCGACAAACAAUGAACGCCAUGAAACAGAUGCAAUUGUUGGUGAGAGUCCAAACUCAAAUUCAAUCACGAAGAAUUCAAACGCUGGAAAAUCAAACACUUGAACGCCAAACUUACAAAAACGAAAAGGAAGUGGAAAAUUCAAUCGGGAAAUGGACCUUCAGUAACCUACUGGAAAUGGGGGAUGAACACUGGGACGAUAGUUUGAUAACAAAAGAAGAACAAGAAGCAAGAAUGCAAAGAAAAAUGGAAGCAGUGAUCAAAAGAGAAAGAGCCAUGGCGUAUGCAUACUCCAAUCAGUUAUGGAAAGCGACACCGAAAUCAGCUCAAACCGCUCUGACGGACAUCCGAUCCGGCGGAUUUCCAUGGUGGUGGAACUGGUUAGAACGUCAACUUCCGGCAGAUGAAACUCAGAUUAAGAACCGGAACCCUGAAUUAACACCUACACCACCACGAACAAAUCUCGAUCGGAAAACAAGCCCACGUCCUCAAUCAAGCAUCUUCAAACAGAGUAACUUUUCGUUUGAGAAUCUCGACACGCCGACGCCUAAGUCAUCACGAUCAAUGGUUCCGACGAGGGGGAGACCACUCAUGACUCCGACGCGAACUCCACCGUCGACCACCCCAAACCUAAUGAAAUACUCCAAACCAAAAGGCAGUGCCGCCGGUUCUCCUUACCCGAUGAAAGACGACGACAGCUUGAUGAGCUGCCCGCCGUUUUCGGUUCCGAACUACAUGAGUCCGACGGUGUCUGCUAAAGCUAAAGCGAGACCGACGGGGAAUCUGAAAGAUCGUACGAUGAGCGCGGCGGCGAGCGAGACGUCGUCGAAACGGAGGUUUUCGUUUCCUUUAACGCAGAACAUUGGGGCGUCGUUUAAGUGGAAUAAGAAGUCGUCGAGUAAGGAUUCAACGGCGUCGCAGGCUCCGAUGGUGUUGGAAAAGCAUAAAUCUCCACGGUCGAUUGGGGAUUUGAGUAUGGAUUCCGCCAUUUCUAUGCCGGCGGCGUUUGGGAGGAGACCGUUUAACCGAUUUGUGUGAUUUUUAUUUUUUUUUUUUUUUUUUUGUCGAUUUUUUCAUUUCAAAUAUUGGUGGGUUUUGAUUUUUUUUUUUUUUUUUUUUUUUUUUUUUUUUUAAAUUGGUUGGUAAAAUGAGUGUAUGUUCCUUUACUACAUAUUGGUUGAUUAUAUAAUAUUUUGAUGUAUGAUAAUAAAAAAAACAACUGUUUUGUGUGAAAA
This is a messenger RNA of Lactuca sativa (garden lettuce), 2291 nucleotides long. Its product is annotated as protein IQ-DOMAIN 13. NCBI's taxonomy places the organism in Eukaryota, Viridiplantae, Streptophyta, Magnoliopsida, Asterales, Asteraceae. Gene Ontology annotation, molecular function: protein binding. The record is from RefSeq and is a predicted model, not a curated record.